AUGGCGGCUGCUGCCGUUGUCCAGCUGGCGUCUCUGUCGGCCGACGAGACGGUCAUCAAGCUUCCUCAUCCCUACCUCACCGAGUAUACCGUCCGGCCAACGGGACGCAAGGAGCUUCCCAAUGUUCCUCUAUACCAGCUCCGCGAACGACAGGCCUCCUCGAGGACGCCUCUCCCCAUGAAGCUGGACGAUGACGGCAUCUUGUUCUCCGAUCGCACCGACCUCAAAUCGAGCGAGCUACCCCCGGCGUCCGACAACAGCUCCUGGGCGCGCGCGAGACGAUCGCCCUGCUCGACCAUCGUCUGGGACGGCGCCGAGGCCCCGGAUCUGGCCCAGGCCUGGCUGCUGCUCUACGUCCUCUUCACCGUCCGCCCCGGCAUGGAGACGCUGCGUCUCGAGCUCCGGGGCCAGAAGGCGGCGACGCUGGCCCGGCAGCUGACGGACGUCAUGCUGGCCAUCGAGCACCCGCUGCGAGCAAAGGAGACGCGGUCACCCUCUGCGAGGACGGAUCGGUGCGUCGUGCUCGCACUGCGAGGCACCUUUUGGCAGGGCGCCGGCUCUCCCUUUGGCCCUCGUCCCGUGUGGUGCCCUCAGGAAUCACCCUCGUCCUUGUCCGGCCCGACCUCCUCGCUUGCCUCGUACCCUCCCAUGCCUCUGCAUCACACAAUGACGGUCGCCUCGGCGGGCGACCCGCAAGAUCCGGGUCGGUACCAGCAGGCCUGGCACCCGAUUCGGCCCGCCAAACCCGCCCCCGGCGCCGUCGUGUACAGUCGAUGGAUCCCUCACCUCAAGGAGACAUUCUCCAUGGUGUCUCUUGAUUACGAAAACGACGAGCACCUGCGCCUGUUUCACGAGUGGCAAAACGACCCACGCGUGUCGCAGGGGUGGAACGAGACCGGCACGCUGGAACAGCACCGUGAGUAUCUGCGCCGCAUUCACGAGGAUCCUCAUCAGGUAGCCAUCCUGGCCAAGUGGGACGACGUUUACUUUGCCUACUUUGAGGUAUACUGGGCCAAGGAGGACCGGCUCGGCGGCUACUACGACGCCGGCGACUUUGACCGCGGCCGUCACUCCCUCGUGGGCGACGUGCGCUUCCGCGGGCCUCACCGGGUCUCUGCUUGGUGGAGCAGCCUGAUGCACUACCUCUUCCUCGACGAGCCGCGCACCAUGGACGUCGUCGGCGAACCCAAAGACUCGAACUCGACGGUCAUCAUGUACGAUCUCAUCCACGGCUUCGGCCUCGAAAAGUUUGUCGACUUGCCGCACAAACGGAGCGCGCUCGUGCGCUGCUCGAGGGCGAGAUUCUUCCAACUGUGCCCGCUGGCGGAGAAUGAAAAGGCCGUCGGGGGGAUGAAGAUUGGGUUGGUGCCAAAGCUGUAG
Drechmeria coniospora is the source of this 1380-nucleotide messenger RNA. Its product is annotated as acetylase. The record is from RefSeq and is a predicted model, not a curated record. The transcript is spliced from 2 exons. Gene Ontology annotation, biological process: siderophore biosynthetic process. NCBI's taxonomy places the organism in Eukaryota, Fungi, Ascomycota, Sordariomycetes, Hypocreales, Ophiocordycipitaceae. Bases 1 to 1380 code for a protein of 459 amino acids.